UGAUCAAUGUGUCUAAGUUACGGUUUGCCCCGCUUGUUCCGCUAUACAUCAGUUUGGUGAGUGUAAUUUGUAUAAAUACUAUUUGUCUCGUGUUUGGUCGCAAAUGGAGAGACAAGGCUUAUCCUGACUUGACGACAAAUUUAUUCCUAAUAUAAAUUCAGAUGAGCAGGUUUCACUUGACACCGAUCGGCGUGUUCAUUAAUAUUUUCGUUGUUCAGCUUUUUAUUUGGUAGCCGCAAAAAUAGAUCGUAUGUAAUAUUCAACAUACAAUAGAACACAAUAAUCCUCCCAAUUCAUGGCAUUGCUUAGAUUUGCUGUCAUUUUCGAAGUAGUAACGGAGAGUGAUUAUACUACAUACUCCAGUAAAUAGUUCGUAUUUUAUAGUUUGGUAUGAAAAACUAACCUUAAUGUAUUUAUAGUGUGUAGGAUUUGAUCUUGGUUUCGGUCGUUAUUAAUAGGAAUGAUAGCCCGCUCGACUAUGACAACCUCUUGAGUUUAUUUUUCACUGAAGAUCUGAUUUCUCCUUAAAAGCGCCCACUGGUGAAACUGGUACCAGUCGCCGACCACUGGAUGGGAAAAACGGGACCCUAACCGAAGCUUGGUUUUAGAACCUUAUUGCGGUGGCCUCCAACAUGAUUAUUUUUGCAGAGAGUAGAAGGAAAAAACUUGUUUCUGCACACUGAACACUCGGGUAUGUUCGCAUCCGCAAUAUAACGUGAACUUUCUGCUUGGAUGCGAAAUUCAAUGUAGGGUCUCCCGUGGGUGUAGCACAAUACCUGAAGCAUAUAUUAGUCAAAAUGGUUGAAUGUUCAGCAAAACAACGAUUACUCUCAAAAGUCUGAAAGCUGUUGAAUAGUAGUGCGCAGUUGUUUCCAAGUCAUAACUAACUAUUACUCCCAGAUCUUCUUGUUUCUGCACACGUGGAAGCUACUCACCGUUGAUCCUUAUGCUGGUAACCAUUGCCGUGUCCAGUGUGGAUUAGUGAACUAUUUCCAUCGUUCGUCUCGAAACCUAAAAUUCGGAAUCAUUUAACUAAUCCGUAUAAAUUUGUUAGGAGAUUACGAUUAUCAGUCUCAUUACGUGUUCUCCAAACUUUGACACCAUCUAUGGACAACAAUGUCGGUAGCUUAAGCAGUUUUGGUAAUCCAUUGACUCAGAGAAGAAAUUGUGGACCUAAGAUGUUACUUUGGUGUAUACCACUUCUAAAUGGUUUCCAUACAUAUGAUGUCUUAGCAACAGGAUCGGUGAGAAAAGCUGAGGUAUUUUAGGUUAUCCUUGUAUUUACAACCCUCUGAGCUCAUUCCAACACGUACGUUUCACAUUUCAUACUAGAAUUCCUCGCUUUACUUUCGUAUUCUAAACGUGGUGGGCGACAAGAUAUAACAGGUAUUCCUGUCUAGUCUUCAAAAUAGCUUUGAAAGGUCCCCAAAAAAUCCGCAAGUCUUAAGCACCUGCUGCUUUGUUAUCACCCUUAAAUUUGAGACCACCGUUUACUGUGACUCGUAAAUCCUUACAGUUACCAAUGUUAUGUAAAUGGAUUUGAUUUCCGAUGUAAUUAUGCAAACGAUGUGCAUUACAGUACUUGUGCUAUUACUUGUCCUCAACGACCACCAAAUCGUCCACUCAUCCAGAGGGUUCAUAUCAACUUUUAACCCUAUUUUAUCAUUAUUGUAUUCUAAAACUCUCAGAUGUAAGUUAUUAAUAGCUUGCCUCGAUCUUCGAGUUUCAUUUAGUAUGGAUUUUGGGUUAUUGUGAAGAACACUGAGCAACAAGGUUAUCUUUAUAAUUUUGUGGGUGUUGCUGCUUUAGAUUGCUAAAUCAUUAUGAUAUUUCACUUAACGUGAGCGCACUCAAUUUAUUGUGCAGCAGUUUAAAUUAAUAUCGGUUUGACUAGUGCAUAUUACAGAACUUCACUUCGCUUGUAAUAAGAUAUUACUAUUGUUACCGUGUCUGUUUCUCCAUGCUCCAAUAUUCUAUACAAAGUCAUAGAAUAUGGUUUUUCCUCUUCAUUUUAAUUAUUCUGAUAAGUUUUGACUAAGGCAUUACUGAAUAUUUACUAUCUUAAUUUUAGCGUUGACAUAAUCAUUAGUAUCGUUUUGUGAUGAUAUUACUUCAUUUGAUGUACAAUUUGUGUUUGUCUAAUGUAUUCUGUGAAUAAAAUAGUUUUACUAUUAAAAGCAUUCUUUCUGUUUUAAAUUAUUUAUUAAUACUUGAUUUGAGUUUUUAAGCUAUAUCCAGUCACAUUGUUGAUGUAUUGUGCUACUGUGAAAAAAUCUAAGAUUCUAACAAUGUAUCAUUAAAGUUUUUCUGACUGCUUUGUGUAAAAUAUUCAAUGUUUGUAAUAUAAUAGAGUGGUUACAUGCAUGUAAAAUGUACAGUUAUUUGGCUGGUCUUCUGGUUUGUCGGAAUACAUAUACAAAUCCUGUUAGUUAGUAAGCUACAACGUAGGACCAGGUACAUAUAUGCAUCGGUCCAAAUUGUCACACCUCAUUAUCACAAGAUGAACACAAAAUUCAUAGAGGUGGUCACUUCACUUGUAGUUAUGUAUAAAAGAUUGUAAACAAGGAUAUAGUACAGGAAGAAAGAAUCAGUUUGUAGGAAUAAAUGUUUAAAGCAAUCUGAAUUUCACGGUUUAAGGGUAGACAAAGAUUGUAUAUACGAAUCCCAACCAAAGUACGGUUAGUUAAAAUAUAUCGAAUGGCUUUAGGUACACGGGCUACAGGUAUAGCUGAAUGUACACUUAACGCAAAGAAUUUAAUGACUGUCGGUAUUAUCUGUCGCAAGGUUCCAAUAUUUUAUUUGGAACAUGCCAAAAAUCUCUACAAACUUACAGGAACACUCAUCUGAGGAUUCCAUGUUAAGGUUGAAUUUGUGUCCCUCUAUAUUUCCAUUUUUUGAUUGACAUUUGAUUCAUCACCAUCCCUCCGCUUUAUUAUGUUAUCGUCUGUUACUGAUAAAUUCAAUUUAGUCGCCUUUACAAUGUUGUGUCCACAAAAACAGAAAUCUGGCAAUGAAAUUUUUGUAUUCUCAACUGUCUAUCCUGAGAAACUAGUCCAAGUUCCUAAAUUUGAUCAUGAAAUAAACUUUAAAAUGAUGAAAGUGAAGGCAGCUUGUAAGGUUACGAGUAACUUAUCAUCAGUUUUGGAUGAUUUUAAAAUAACAAAGCAAAGUAGCUAUUCGUUUAUUUCACCUAUUCAAAGAUUUAUGUAUACAAUUGCGUUUUACUUUGUCACUAAACGUUUUAAGUGAAUAGUGCUCUAAAAUAGGUUUCGCAAGUAACAGCGAGUGGAUUUGAGCUUUUAAACAGUAGACUCUUGUGCAUGUAUGUGCGUAAUAUCAUAUUUUAAUCUUCUUUUAAAGCGAAUUCGAAGAUAACUACGACAUAUUUUAUCUAAGACAGUAGACACAAUAUUAUUGAAACACCUGAGUAAUUUUCUUGGUCUGACUAGAGAAAUGGUUGUGCAUGUCAAUGAAAUAAUAUCAGCGAGAAGUAUUAUUUGUUGGAAUGUCUUUGUUUUUUAAACAAAACGUUCCAAGCAUCUGUCCAGCCACACAAUGGUGUUAAUUACCGCACAUCUCAUUCGAAAACGUGCAGAACACAAUGAUGGGGAGAUAUACUCCCUUGAAGAAGUGGCUUUACAUCAACAAAAUCUUGAAAGGAUUGAGCUUAUUGAGAACUUGUGUAAAAGCCUUAGAAUAUUAUAUCUACAAAAUAAUCUCAUUCCAAAAAUCGAAAAUCUAUCAAAGUUGAAAAAACUAGAAUAUUUGAAUUUAGCUCUAAAUAAUAUUGAAAAAGUGGAGAACUUAGAAGGUUGCGAAUCCUUAAAAAAGCUAGAUUUGACAGUAAAUUUUAUUGGGGACUUGUUUAGUAUUGAAUCUUUAGCUGUAAAAAAUUUGUUUAAUUUUCUUCUUAUAUGUGUUGUAGUUAUUUAACUGGAAAUCCGUGCACAGAAUAUCCAGGGUAUAGAGAAUUUGUGAUUGCUACGUUACCGCAAUUAAAAUUGCUAGAUGGAGUGGAAAUAACUAAAUCGGAACGCAUUGUCGCAUUGCAAAACUUGGAACGUAUUCGUCCAGUCAUAGAAGAAAAACAAAGAGAGCACGGAUUGAAAAGAAAUUCUGAAAAGGUCGAAGCAGUACGAAGAAAAGAAAGAUUCGCCAAGGCAAAUACAGAUUCCAGUUACACAACUAUGGGUUUAGAAGAAUAUUGGUCUGAAAAAGUUCCUUACACACCCGAAUCACGAAUUGAAACACAUGAAUAUAUGCAACAAAAAGAAAAAUCAAGACAAGAAACAAAAAACUCAAGGAUAGAACCGCGAGUAAUCACAAAAUAUUUUGCCGAAGACGGCCGACCAUACAAUAUCAACACAGCUAAGAUAGAGUUCAACCUCAAGGAAGAUAUAUUAGACGAUCACGAUGUCUACAUACUCGAUGUUGCUGUAUAUAAGCAUAUGGAUACAGCUUUGAUAAAAUGCGACAUACAAGUCAAUUACGUUCGAGUAACACUUAAAAGAAAGGUUUUCCAACUAGCUUUACCAGAUGAAGUUAGAGCCGAUGCUUCACAUGUUAAGCGUUCUUUAACGACAGGACAUUUGCUGAUUACUAUGCCAAAGGCAUCUCGGGAAAUCAGAAUAUCGGCAAAUAAUGAACAUAAAAGUUCUCACGAAAAAACCAACAAAACAAAUCAUAUUUUUGUUCAGGAUUUUAAUAAGCCAAACGCUACUUUUAGUGAACUCUCUGGAAACAAUUCAUCAAAAUGUAAGAAAUCGCUUCUUCACAUCAAAAAACAAUCGACGACCCCAAGAAUGUACAACGAAUAUAUUGAAGACUGUUCAGACGUUCCACCGCUUAUUUGA
Molecule: messenger RNA, 4853 nt
Organism: Schistosoma haematobium
Lineage: Eukaryota; Metazoa; Platyhelminthes; Trematoda; Strigeidida; Schistosomatidae
Product: Protein tilB, variant 8
Exons: 15
Coding region: 3915-4853 (312 amino acids)
Biological process (GO): outer dynein arm assembly
Cellular component (GO): cytoplasm
Molecular function (GO): protein binding
Source: RefSeq, a predicted model, not a curated record